Molecule: messenger RNA, 930 nt
Organism: Cylas formicarius (sweet potato weevil)
Lineage: Eukaryota; Metazoa; Arthropoda; Insecta; Coleoptera; Brentidae
Product: calcyclin-binding protein
Exons: 4
Coding region: 120-782 (220 amino acids)
Biological process (GO): heart development
Cellular component (GO): nucleus
Molecular function (GO): S100 protein binding; ubiquitin protein ligase binding; tubulin binding
Source: RefSeq, a predicted model, not a curated record
GAACUGUCAAAAAUUUACAGCAGUCGAAAUCGAUUUGUUUGCGAUUCGUGAAUUUUAACCGCCAAAAACGCCCAGAUCUAGAAAUAUAAUUCUAGAACAACGAAUUCCAAUCGAAGAAUAUGGCACGUAAAAUCGAUGAGCUUAAAAAAGACGUCGCCGAAAUCGAGAACUUCGAGAAACACGCGACCAGACAAAAGGUGAAAGACAUCUUGAGCAUCGAAAAGCGGAAGCUCCUGUCCGAGUUAAUUAAACUCGAACAGCAAUACGUUCAAACGGAUAAGACCGAGCCUAAACCCACCGUUAAACCAGCGAGUGCAUCCUACGAAGUCAAACUCAACAAUUAUGCUUGGGAUCAGAGCCAAAAAUUCGUGAAAUUUUACAUCACUUUGCCCAAAGUGAAUACGGUACCUGCUGACAACAUUCAGUGUGUGUUCAAUGAGAAGUCUUUGGACCUCAAGGUCAAGAAUCUGGAGAACAAGGAUUACGUGUUCAACGUGACACGUCUGUUGCAUGAGAUCGAGCCUAAAAACAGCACGUGCAAGGUGAAAAACGACCUAAUACUGAUCAACUGCGCCAAGAAAGAGGAUAUUCAAUGGUCCCACGUGACCGAGUGGGAGAAGAAAUCAAGCGAGUCGAAAAAAUUGGAUGCUGAUGAUAAGAGCGACCCGUCUGCCAGCUUGAUGAGCCUAAUGAAAAAUAUGUAUGACUCAGGCGACGACGAAAUGAAACGGACCAUAGCAAAGGCCUGGACUGAGAGCCAACAGAAAGGUCCCACGUUUUAAAUGUUUUCCUUCAUAUCAUAAAUGUCUAGUUUUUCAAGUUGUUUUUUCAUUAUAUUUUUUGAUGCGUUUUUAUUAAAUAUAGGAAAUCAAAGAGUUUAAUGCAUGACUAAUUUUAAGGCAAAUGAAACACCAAUAAACAAUUCGAUGU